ACAACACGCCCUCUCCUGCCACAAAUGCCUGGCUGGGAAUUGUUGUACUGAUAAGAAUAUGAGCUUCUCUAAGUGCCCUGGUCACUUAUACCUCAGGUAAAGGCAAACUGCACCGAAAGUCCACCCAACCUCCUCCAGCGAGGUCCCUGAAAUUGUCUCGCAGGUUGAGUUUUUUUCCCCCAGGUGUUUUGGACGUCGGUAAGACGGAGAAAGAAGACUGAGGAUCCCUGGCAGGAACCACCAGGAGCCUAACAAGAGCCUGAUCACACAGUGAACUCUAUCGGGGUACCAAGGAACCCCCACCCCAGACUGGGAAAGAAGGGUGGCAUGUCUCAUCUUCUCCACCAGAACCAGCACCAACAAAAGUGAGAGAGUUUUGGGUCGGUCUUCACCUUGUCCAACCGACAAACGGACCAUCAAUACCCCAGCAAUCCACAUCCAGGAAUUUGAACUUCUAAUCAGAGCAGAGAAGACAAUGGGAAGUCCAGCUCAUGACCUAGUUGCCGGCACUCUGCACCUGCCUUAUGACUUCACGGGGUUCAGCCCUUGCCCAACCGACUCAUGGGCCAACAUGGAGGACCUGAAGCCUCCGCGCGGCCUUCCCAGCAUGCCUGAGCGUGGCCUGCCGGGGGUCUACCUGUCCCGUCUCGACAUGUACCUCACCGAGGACACGGCCUGGCUCCUGAAGCGUGCCGAGGUGGCCAGCCCCCUAGUGCCAUGCAUCCGCGACCACGACAACCACAAUCACGACCUGGACGACGAGGCCGCCCGCAGCAAGGAGCCGGAGCAGUGCCCAGUGAUCGACAGCCAGGGGGGCCUGGGGGGGCUCUCACCCGAGCUGGAGGGACAGGUGGAAGAGCGCUGCCUGGAGCAAGUGCAGAGUCUGGUGGUGGGAGAGGUGCUAAAGGACAUCGAGAUGGCCUGCAAGCUGCUCAACAUCACUCCAGACCCUAUGGAUUGGAGCUCGGGGAACGUCCAGAAAUGGCUGCUGUGGACCGAGCACCUGUACCGGCUGCCUCAGGUGGGAAAGGCCUUCCAAGAGCUCGUGGGCAAGGACCUCUGUGUGAUGAGUGAGCACGACUUCAAGCACCGGUCACCGCAGUGCGGCGAUGUGCUGCACGCCCACCUCGACAUCUGGAAGUCAGCUGCUUGGAUGAAGGAACGAUCCCCUGGUUAUAAUCACGUUGGAACAGAUGAGCUGUGCUCAGAGGCCGACUCCUGCUGCUCCGGACAGCCCAUUCACCUCUGGCAGUUCCUCAGGGAGCUGCUGCUCAAGCCACACAACUAUGGACGGUGCAUUCGCUGGCUUAACAAAGAGAAGGGUAUCUUCAAGAUUGAGGAUUCGGCACAUGUGGCCAAACUCUGGGGGAUUAGGAAGAACCGUCCAGCAAUGAACUAUGACAAGUUAAGCCGCUCAAUUCGGCAGUACUAUAAAAAGGGAAUUAUCAGGAAACCCGACGUGUCACAAAGACUGGUCUAUCAGUUUGUUCAACCUGUAUGAUGGAUGGAGACAGAUGAAACCACUGCUACUCAGUACCAAUGUCUAACUGUGAACUGUGUUGAAAGAGCUCAUCCUCAUGAAAUUAUGUUGAAUAAUUACAUUUCGUACCACUUCUCUGCUGUUACAUGUUCAGCAUAAAAGGCGAUGUUGUCCCAAAGAUCAUGGUAGGCCUACAACCUUCUGUCCAGGUACCAUGGUGACUGUAUCUGAAGUAGCAGUAUUUCAGACCUGUUCAUUUGCAUAUCCUGCCUUCACUUUUAUUAUAUUUUAUUUCUAGGAUUUAAGUAACAUUUCUCUCUACUAGCAUUUCAAUGUUUUGUUUAUAAAAUAGGUCCUUUAUAAUUCUUGUAUGACUUAGGUGUUAACUUGUGUUUUGACUAUUAACUGUCUGUGUCCUGUGUACGAAAGUGAAAAGAACAUUUUGAAGCAGGCUUACGCCAUAUGAUCACCUUAGAUCUUUUUUUCGCUGGGUUUAUUUAUUUUAAGGGUGGUUUAUGUCUUUAUGGUCCGGUUGAACAGCAAACACUGACUUACGUCCAUUCAGCUUCUAUGAGAGUCUGAAUGUAUGUUAUGGAAAAAGAAGCAUGUGUGCAAAUAGUCGCAGGUUCGCUUUUAUUGUGUGCAACGAAUGAUUAAAACGUCUUGGCACACAUUUAACACUUCCUCUACUCCCUUCCUUCGUCUUUCUCGCCCAGUGUGUGUGCUUGUGUGCGUGUGUGUUUGCCCUUUCAGUCAGUUUUGGCAUGGAUAGUUAUUGUUUGAUUCUAUCAUACAUGAAGCCUACCUUGAGGAGGGUGUUUCCUCAGAUUAAAUGUCAAGUUUACCGGA
Molecule: messenger RNA, 2329 nt
Organism: Alosa alosa (allis shad)
Lineage: Eukaryota; Metazoa; Chordata; Actinopteri; Clupeiformes; Clupeidae
Product: SAM pointed domain-containing Ets transcription factor
Exons: 6
Coding region: 476-1501 (341 amino acids)
Biological process (GO): regulation of transcription by RNA polymerase II; cell differentiation
Cellular component (GO): nucleus
Molecular function (GO): sequence-specific DNA binding; DNA-binding transcription factor activity, RNA polymerase II-specific
Source: RefSeq, a predicted model, not a curated record